This is a messenger RNA of Phalaenopsis equestris, 1126 nucleotides long. Its product is annotated as glutathione S-transferase U17-like. Gene Ontology annotation, biological process: glutathione metabolic process. Bases 104 to 964 code for a protein of 286 amino acids. Gene Ontology annotation, molecular function: glutathione transferase activity. The record is from RefSeq and is a predicted model, not a curated record. NCBI's taxonomy places the organism in Eukaryota, Viridiplantae, Streptophyta, Magnoliopsida, Asparagales, Orchidaceae. The transcript has 3 exons. Gene Ontology annotation, cellular component: cytoplasm.
UAUUAAUUUCACCCAUUUCCGAGCUUCAUAUUCAAUCAAGAAGAAAUAAAUCCCCCGUUUUCCUUGUCAAUCAACUUUCAGAUCUGAACUUCAGAGCGAAUCAAUGGCAGCAGCCCUGGAAGAUGUAAAGCUCGUCGGGUUCUGGGCGAGCCCCUUCGUUGUGAGAGUAAGGAUAGCCCUAAAUCUGAAGGGCAUCGAGUACGAUUUUCUCCAAGAAGAGCCGACCGCCGGCCAAAAGAGCGAGCUUCUCCUUAAAUCCAACCCUGUUUAUAAGAAGUUCCCCGUCCUGAUCCAUGGCGGCAGGCCCAUCUGCGAGUCCCUUCUCAUCGUUCAAUACAUCGAUGAGGCGUGGCCCUCUGCCUGCGCGCCCAUCCUUCCUGCCGAUUCCUAUGGCAGCGGCGUCAUUUUGAUUGGAUGGUACUUCAAGAGUGGUCUCACUGAUCUUGAUACCCCUUUCACACUUAUUUUAGAGGGGGAGCUGCUCCUGCUCCACCCUACCAACUGCUUCAAAGUAGUAGAUCCUGGACUGAUCCAAAGUUUCCCGAAUUGUAAUGAUUUCUCUGUCUCUAGGAAACUUCACGAAAAUAUGCUGCCGACUCAGGGUCCGCUACUCCUAGACAACGCAAACGAGGAGAGCAAGGCAGAAGCGAAGGAGAAGGUGUUCGCCGCGCUUCAGCAGCUGGAAAUGGUUUUCUUGGAUUGCAGCGAAGGGAAGAGCUUCUUCGGCGGCGAUAGCAUUGGCUAUAUCGACAUAGUACUCGGUUCCUUACUUGGUUGGCUCAAAGCCAGCCAAACAAUGGCGGGCAUAAACUUUCUGGAUGAAACGAAGACUCCUCGGCUGGUUGAGUGGGCGGAGCGCUUCUGUUCUGCGGCGGCUGUUAAGGAGGUGCUGCCGGAAGCUGAAAAAUUGGUGGAGUUCAGGAAAUCUGUUAAGGCUGCUGGGCGUGUUAGUGCCGGCGCCUGAGUUUAAUUUGAUGUUUGGAUGCUGGGUGAUUUCUAGUACACACAUACAGAUAUAUUUGGUGAAGUGGAAAGAGUUCUUAUGCUGAAAGAUUUCCAUAGAUAUCACUUGGUCUGUAUGCAUUUACAUCUCUAACACCUAAAAAUCAAUUUUGUGCUUAUCAUU